This is a messenger RNA of Thunnus maccoyii (southern bluefin tuna), 3832 nucleotides long. It is a transcript of the gene egln2, whose product is annotated as egl-9 family hypoxia-inducible factor 2. Gene Ontology annotation, cellular component: nucleus; cytoplasm. Gene Ontology annotation, biological process: peptidyl-proline hydroxylation to 4-hydroxy-L-proline; cellular response to hypoxia. NCBI's taxonomy places the organism in Eukaryota, Metazoa, Chordata, Actinopteri, Scombriformes, Scombridae. The coding region runs from base 510 to 2156 and encodes 548 amino acids. The record is from RefSeq and is a predicted model, not a curated record. Gene Ontology annotation, molecular function: peptidyl-proline 4-dioxygenase activity; L-ascorbic acid binding; ferrous iron binding. The transcript is spliced from 6 exons.
GAGGAGGGGAGGCAGACAGAAACUGGGGGCACUCGCCGGCACAACGGAGAGCACUUUUUUUGGUGAUUGAGGGGACCUUGUGUGGCUCGGAGCAUCUCCCUCCGUCCCCCUGUUUGGUUUAAUGUGUCAGGUCGGCGCUGGUUGCCGUCAUCCCUCGGAUAUUAUUUAUAACCGACAAGAAAAUUGGAUGGGACGCACACACGGGCAAGACAAUCCCGGAAAUAACAUGCGUACUCUCAGCCUGUCACGUACGCUCACUGUGGAUUUGCAUUGCUGUGGGCUGCCGUAGAUCCUCUCCACAGCCUCAAAAUGUUUAUAAAUCGGAUGCAAACAGAUUGAGAUUAUUAAAUAAGAUAAAGGGGUGAAAUAAAAGCAAGAAGAACAAGACUUGGACAUGAAACUUCUUGCGGCUGUGACAGAGCUCCUCUCCGUCAAGGAAAACAGCAGCUCAGCUAGAAAAUGAAGCGAGGACGUGAGCUACGUGCGCAUCCAGCAGAUGACGAGGUGAAAUGGAGAGCUUGGGACACACGGACCUUUUAAACCCAAGCUCUUCCCGCGGAUGCGUCGCUGUUUCAGCCUCGCAGGAGAGAAGGACGAGCGGACAGCAGCUUGUGUGCGGACCGGCGGAGAUUCAUCACACGUACCGAGCGGACAUGGGGCUUAACGGCUUCUGCGCGGCGCCCGUCGGGAGCCCAACAGCCGCGGAGUUACUCGCGGGUCUGGCCUCUCAGACCGACUCCCCUGGAAUCACAACCCUGACGAAGCAGUCCAAAACCGGCGUGCCGAUCUACAACGGUGGGGUGGUGUCUCCAUCUGCCACCGUGGAAGGCAGCCACACAGGCGCUUUGGCUCACACACCAAACGGUUACCCUGCACAAAUGAAGGGGAUGGUGGGGGGCCCUAUGUACCCUGUCACUAGUAGAGCCUGUCUGGUGGAGAACGGGGACCACACAGCUCAUGAGAAGUGCCCUUUAGUGAUGAGGAGGCUCAAUGGUGACCUGAAAGCCAGACAGGUGCAACAACAGAAACGGAGGGGUGGGGAGAACCGGGACUUGGGGUCAGAGACUCUGAAUGGUCUCACAAGUGGGUCACCGGGUUUGGGAAGUUCUGUGGACUCGGUUUUUGCUUCAGGAGACUCAGACUUAAAGCGGAGAAGGUUGGCAGAUGUAAGUGUUGCUCACAAAUCUUCAGAGGCCCCCAGGGUGGCCCGAUCAGUCGCCCCGCUCACAGUCAACUGCAGCAACAGUUCCCAUAGCAACCAAAUGACUAUCAAUAAUGUGCACUGUGUCACUCCCCAAUCUCCCUUCACCCCUCCUGUCCCCCACACUAACCAGCACAACGGACAUAAUGUGGCAUCGGCUGGUCCACCAGCUGCACCCAGCCAGACCUCCCCCGCGGAGGCUAAUGGCAUCCCCACCCCUCCACCUUCUUCAGGCGCUGGCUGGUCAGCAGAGUGCAUAGCCCAGCAGUACAUCAUCCCCUGCAUGAAGUACUACGGCAUCUGUGUGAAGGACAACUUCCUUGGCCCUCAACUGGGCGACAGGGUCCUGGAGGAGGUGGAGAUCCUAAACCGCAGUGGGAAAUUUCGGGGCGGGCAGCUGGUGAGCCAGAAGAGCAUUCCCUCUCGGAGCAUCCGGGGCGACCAGAUCGCCUGGGUGGAGGGACGUGAGCCCGGGUGCGAGAGCAUCGGGGUGCUGAUGGCUCACAUUGAUGAGGCCGUCAUGUACAGCGCUGCCAAUGGACAGCUGGGGGACUGUGUCAUCAAUGGACGCACUAAGGCCAUGGUUGCCUGUUACCCAGGUAAUGGGGCAGGAUAUGUCCGCCAUGUUGACAACCCCAACGGUGACGGACGCUGCAUCACAUGUAUCUACUAUCUUAACAAGAACUGGGAUGUCAAGAAACAAGGAGGGUUGCUGCAGAUCUACCCUGAAGGCAAAAAUGUGGUGGCCAACAUCGAACCUAUGUUUGACCGGCUGCUCAUCUUCUGGUCUGACCGCAGGAACCCACAUGAAGUCAAGCCAGCCUACGCCACUCGCUAUGCCAUCACAGUCUGGUACUUUGAUGCCAAAGAGAGAGCGGAGGCUAAAGAGAAAUACAGAUUGGCAACAGGACAGAAAGGUGUUCAAGUGCCUGUCACUCAAAACAGCAGGACAUAAAUCUCAUCUAAUCACUGGAGAGCACUCUAAAAGUAUUAUGUGCCUUUCUGAACUGCUAAUGGAUGCCACGAUCAUAAAAGGGAGACACCGUUAAACUGUCAGUCAUGUCCGCAGCUCCGUGCCACUGUUUCAGUGUCAACUGUCAGAUUCACAUCAUGGGUUGUGAUGUAAUAUUUUCCUGCCGUGUGAUUAGCCUGCUGAUCAAAGAUGUGGCAGAUAACGAGCACAACAGACUGGAUUGUGUGACGGGUGAGGUCGGGUCAGAAUAGUCUGCAUGGCAAAAGAAGAAGACAACCAAGAGAAAGUAUUUCUCUUCUUUAGACAUCUCACUGAAUCAUCUAUGAAGACAACUAACUGAAAAAAAAACUUUACUUUCUUUUGUUGCCAUUUUGCCUGUUCAGUUAUCAGUGAUGUUGUGACGUAUUAAGAAAUCAUUGUUUUACUCUGAUCUGGUGUAAUUUUCAAUUCAAACACAAUGAGCAUAUAAUGUAUGAUGAAUCUGUUGUGAAGUGGUCCCCUUGUCUCAUGAUGUGGGCGAGCAUGUAUGUGGGGUCAGUGUAAAGACAGAGGCACAGAAAGGAUAAAGCUUGAUAAUACAUCAAAUGACUGUUGGUCAUGACACAGUGGAAAGAUGCCAUAUGGUACCCUAAGCGCUAACCCUAAACAUUACUGGAUGCACACUAAAUAGAGUUCAUAAAAUAUUCCUGGAUGGUAUUGCAAUAUCUGGCUAUCUUUUGCAACAGCCUCAAAAUGUUAGCGCAAUAAAAAACACUGAGUAAUCCAGCAUGGACGUUUCAUUUAUUUCAUUAGUUGCAAUGUAUGUAUGCAACAGAUUUUCAAGCACACAAAACUUUUCUACGUACUUGAUGUGUUCUGCUCUCUGUUUGACUGAAUGCAUGGCCCACACUUGAGACAAGAGGUGAGCUGUCCAGUGAAAAGGGUCAAAACAGGGUUUGAUGAAAUUGAGUGUGUUUUCUGUGUUGGCGUGUUUUCUGUAUUGGCGUGUAUGUAUGUGUGUGUGUGUGUGUGUGCGUGUGCGUGUAUGCUCAUAUACCUGUAUGCAGAUUCAGCUUGACUUGUACCUGUUCUAAACAAGAUGAAAACAGAUGAACCCUCUGGCCAAACAAACACACACAUAUACACAUAGACGGAUGAAUAACAACAGCUAAUUUAAAAAAAAGAAUAAAAAGGACAAAGUUAUACUAAAAAGUACUUAUCAGAUAACCUCAAACAACCUGUACACUUAAGACCAUUUACAGUAUAAAGCACAGAGUAAAGCAUACACUGUAUGUGAACUGCAGGGUCAAACUACCGCCUGCUCAUGUGUGGUGGUGGACUGAAUAUGUUUGUGUGUAAAUGUGUAUUUGCACAUGUAUGUGACAAAUUCCGCUGUCUUAGAGAGGGUCACAGGUAUUGUCUCAGUGUAUGUGGGGUUGAUUAAAGAGAAGGUUAUUUUAAGAAAAAAAAAGCACUUUAUUGUUUGAAAUGCCAUGUGUGAAUGAUAGAAAAAAAAAUAUAUAACUAAAAAUGUAGUUUAAUGCCUUUAUGAUGUGGAUAAUAUGGUCAUUCAAAUGCAAUAGAAACUAAAACAUUGAGAACAAAUGGAAAUUGUUUGCCUAAUUCUUUUUUUUAAUUUUUGAAUAUUUAAUUAAAACCUGUUUGUUUUUGUACACAAA